AACUGAAAGUUCACUUACCCUUUCCCAGUAUUGUAAGGAGAGUUGAUAUUCAAGAAAACUUGAUAGGAGCAAAGUCUGUUACAUUACGUUGUAAAGCAACAAAAGGAGUCAUGAAAACCUGUCAACUUAAACUGGCAUGGUGUGCCAUCUUUGUGCUUAUGAACUUACAUGCUUGCAUGGGGUGCUCGUGUUCUUGGAUGCCGCUAGCACGGAGAUACUGUACCAGUGAUUUUGUCAUCAAGGCCAAGAUUCUUACUGAGACAGUGCCACCAUUGCCGACUACAACUGAAUCAUUGUUUCCUAUCUACACUGGACAUGUGGAAUAUAUAUAUAAAAUUGAAAUUGAGGAAGUCUACAGGUCAACGCCAAGUUACGAAAAUGCUCGGAAAAUAAUAACACAAGUAGGAUUCGAGACCUGUGUACCCGGCCUGACACCCGGUGAUACGUACUUCUUGAUCGGCUUUGUCACCUCAUGGCAGUCUGAACCCACCCUUGCUAUAGGUCUCUGUGAAGGAGCAUUUAAUUUGAACAUUGAUUGGGCAAAUGAAAUUGCUAAAGAUUUGAUAAGCAAUCCACCAGUAUGCCGGGAACCAGAAUAUUACGCUACGGACGAGUACGCACAGAGAAAUAACUUCGGAAAGAAAAGGUCUUCAGAACCGAACUUAUGGAGAAAAAUACUCUCUCAUAGAUAGUUUUACACGGAGACAUUUUUUAAUUCCAGAUAUUUUAGUGUUGAUGCCGGCAGAUAGAAAAUUAAUGAAAUAAAUGAUAUAACCAAAA
Messenger RNA from Ruditapes philippinarum (Manila clam), 780 nucleotides. RefSeq lists its product as uncharacterized. NCBI's taxonomy places the organism in Eukaryota, Metazoa, Mollusca, Bivalvia, Venerida, Veneridae. The transcript is spliced from 4 exons. Gene Ontology annotation, molecular function: metalloendopeptidase inhibitor activity; protein binding. The record is from RefSeq and is a predicted model, not a curated record. Bases 111 to 692 code for a protein of 193 amino acids.